This is a messenger RNA of Symbiodinium natans, 1722 nucleotides long. The record is from the annotation of a GenBank genome assembly. Lineage: Eukaryota; Dinophyceae; Suessiales; Symbiodiniaceae.
AUGCGUGAAAGACUAGCGGAGGAAAAGAAGAAGCGUGGUAUUGCGAACUCCUUGCUCGCUGUGUCAGCGAAACUUAAAGCAGAAGAGGAGGCCAACAAGGACUCACGCGAAGCUGCAAUCAAGGAAAGCAUCAGGAAUGAAGAGGACCAGCUGCUUGAGCAGGUUCAGCUGCAGAUGAGCACGCCCCUGAUGUCCGUCCGAGAACGAGCCAAAGGCAUCCUGUACACGCAGAGGAUGCCAGCAAUUGGCGACUGGCGGCCGAUACAGAAGUACCGCGACAUGCCAGAAGCAGAGAGAGUUUCGGUCCGCGAGAAGUAUUUCAUUGAGGUGAACGGGAGCGACAUUCCAGCACCCAUCAAGCGCUUCGAGGAGAUGCGUCUUCCACGAGGCAUUCUCGAAGGAUUGAAGGCCAAAGGCAUCAUCAGGCCAACUCAAAUCCAGAUGCAAGGCAUUCCAGCUGGACUGAUGGGUCGUGACAUCAUUGGAAUUGCCUUCACUGGAAGCGGCAAAACCCUUGUGUUUGGCUUGCCCAUGAUAAUGUGCGCACUGGAACAGGAGCUACGAGCUCGUGUGCAACCUACCGAAGGUCCCUUCGGGCUCAUCAUUGCGCCCUCUCGCGAGCUGGCGCAGCAGACGUACGAGGUGCUGGAGUUCUACACCGACCACCUGGCCGAGUACCAUAAGGAUUUUCCCAAACUUAGAUCGGUUCUGACCAUUGGUGGCCUCAGUACUGGAACGCAGGCACAAGCCAUUAAGAAGGGCUGUCACAUGGUUGUUGCGACGCCAGGCCGCUUGAAUGACCUCUUAAGCAAGAAGCGAAUGUCCUUGGCACAGUGCCAAGUCCUAGUCCUGGACGAGGCGGAUCGCAUGAUCGACUUGGGCUUCGAGGAGGAGAUCAGGAACACCUUGGACCACUAUAGAGGUCAGAGGCAGACUCUUCUUUUCAGCGCGACCAUGCCAAAGAAGAUCCAGGACUUCGCCAAAACAGCGCUAGUGGAUGCUGUUGUGAUUAACGUGGGUCGCGCUGGCGCUGCCAACUUGGAUGUUAUUCAAGAGGUGGAGUACGUCAAGCAGGAGGCAAAGCUAGUGUACCUCCUGAAGUGUUUGCAGAAGACGCCACCUCCAGUGCUUAUCUUCUGCGAGAACAAGUCUGAUGUGGACGAUGUGCAUGAGUAUUUGCUAUUGAAGAGUGUCGAGGUAGUGGCAAUCCACGGCGGUCUUGAUCAGGAGGAGCGUCACGAGGCAAUACGCUCCUUCAAGGAGGGCUCCAAGGACGUUUUGAUUGGCACAGAUGUGGCUUCCAAAGGCUUAGACUUCCCGGCCAUCCAGCACGUCAUCAACUUUGACAUGCCGAAAGAGAUAGAAAACUACGUGCACCGCAUUGGUCGGACAGGCCGAUGUGGACGCACCGGUGUCGCUACCACAUUUGUCAACAAGAACCAGGAUGAGACAAUCCUACUGGACUUAAAGGCAUUGCUGUUGGAAGCUGGGCAACACGUCCCCCCCUUCCUCAUGCAGCUGGAGACAGGCGGUGGAGGCAGGGAGGAGGAGGAAAUUGGCGGCGUCAAGGGCUGCGCCUAUUGUGGUGGACUUGGACACCGCAUCUCAGACUGCCCAAAACUGGAGACGACAAGGCAAAAGACAACUUCCGCGACGAAGGACUACCUCACUACAGGCGCUGCCCGCUAUACAGGCGCAGAAGGCUACGCCGGCGACUGGUAA